Messenger RNA from Amphiprion ocellaris (clown anemonefish), 2002 nucleotides. Its product is annotated as SUMO-conjugating enzyme UBC9-like. Bases 356 to 832 code for a protein of 158 amino acids. The record is from RefSeq and is a predicted model, not a curated record. Lineage: Eukaryota; Metazoa; Chordata; Actinopteri; Pomacentridae. Gene Ontology annotation, molecular function: SUMO conjugating enzyme activity. Gene Ontology annotation, cellular component: nucleus. Gene Ontology annotation, biological process: protein sumoylation. The transcript has 7 exons.
CUAUCGAAAUAAACAAAUUGGGGGCCUUUUCUUGAGAUAAGCUAGCUGUUGAGGCGGUUUUGAGAGUUCUAUUGUUUUGCACAGCUGUGGUAAACUGUGGCAAAAAUUCACCGAUGUAUUUUGAGUAGAAUGCUGAGGUAAUGGUAAUGCCAUAGACGUUUUAUACGGUUUGGUCUUUUACGCCCCAGCUGCUUUAGCAUAUUUGUUUCUAAGCGUCGAAGGCUGAUUUUUCGGUCGCUAUCUUAACGGGAGUAACGUUAGCAUUCGCGAGCAAAAAAGCUAGUCUUUAAACUCACGUGACGACAGUUCUGAUAUUUAAUCGGAUAAAAUAAAGGGGCGGCGUUGAUGAGCAGCAAUGUCUGGCAUCGCUCUUAGUAGACUGUCCCAGGAACGCAAAGCCUGGAGAAAAGACCACCCAUUUGGUUUUGUUGCUGUGCCUACUAAAAAUCCAGAUGGAACCAUGAAUCUGAUGAACUGGGAGUGCGCAAUUCCAGGGAAAAAAGGAACGUUGUGGGAGGGAGGACUCUAUAAACUCAGAAUGCUGUUCAAAGAUGACUACCCUUCUUCUCCACCCAAAUGCAAGUUUGAGCCACCAAUAUUCCACCCAAAUGUCUACCCAUCCGGCACUGUGUGUCUGUCAAUCCUGGAGGAGGACAAAGACUGGAGGCCUGCCAUCACCAUCAAACAGAUCCUGUUGGGAAUCCAGGAGCUGCUAAAUGAGCCAAACAUUCAAGACCCCGCACAAGCAGAGGCUUACACAAUUUACUGUCAGAACAGGAUGGACUAUGAGAAAAGGGUAAGGGCACAGGCCAAGAAGUUUGCCCCAACAUAAAGUGGAAAACAGGCCUGUAUCCCGCCUGAGCAGUCUGAACUGAGAGAUAACAACCCAGGAGGCAGGCACCAUCCUAAAGACCACUCCAACAAGAAUCCAGUUUUGAGUGUUAUUAUACUAUUACACAGGUGACAAAUGAGACUGUUUUUCUUUGUUCCUUUUUUAAACAAUGAAAGUUUAAUAAGGUAAUUUUGCCUGUCUUCAAAAAAAAGGUAUGCAUUGUCAAUGCAUAGCUGAUGAUCCUAGAACUUUACUGUUAGUGUCACAUUUAUAACUCUUGUAUAAUCCAUCUCUAGUUUUGUUAUGAGUACUAAGCUUAUUCAUGUCUCCAUUUAUACUGUAAGUCUUGCUAAUGUAUUAACAGGGCUGUAGAAAAAACAUUUCUUGUCCCAGCUGCACUGUGUAAUGGUUAGUUGGAUGAGAUCUAACCUAUUUGUUACCUUUCAGUUUUUAUAAAACCACCACAGCCCAGAAGUAUUGUAGAUAGUAUUUCAUGAAUGAAGGCUUCAACAGUGACAAAGCAGUCAGAAGUACAAUAUUGAUUCUUCCUUUGUCCUCUUGACUUUUUGUUAAUUAAUGCAACAUUGUCAGUUAUUAAUUGAUAACAUAAAUUAAGCACAGUGGAUGUUUUCCUGUGCUGAUAUUGUUGUUCUGGUCAACAAACACAUGAUAUAGUCCAAAAUUAUCAAGGAAAACGAUUGUAGUUUGGAUUGGCAGAUACUAAAUAUUAAAUGACUUUUGGAUCAUGGCAAAAUAAAAAAUUGAUCAGGACAUCUCUAAUAUUCUAUGAUAAAGAGAGAAGUUACAUUGUAGAGCUAAUAAAAACUGUUGCUGUAUGUUCAUUUUGGUCUAAUUCAUUUCGUUAUUUUAUGCCACGAUUUAGUUUGCAAAUAAUUUUUGAAAUUAAUUUCAACCUGUACAAAUCCAAAAACAAAGUCUAUCUGGCAAACAAGAGCUUAAAGAUCCUUAUUGGAAUGGCCUCCCCAACCAGCAAGGACAGCAGAUAAAAGUGCACUUGAGUGUUUUUUGCUUCUAAAUAUAUGAGUGUAUGUACAUAAUAUAAAUAAUGAAAAAUUGUGAAAGAUAUGUUUUAUAUUGUUUUAGCCAAUUGGCACUUGUGUGUGGUAUUAUAAUAAAUGACUAAAUAAAUGGCAAAAAUUGUGGAAUAUA